AAUCAUAUUACUAUCUUCACAAAAACAACAAAAGGAAAAAAUACAAAUAAUCAUUUAUUUAUAGCCAUGGAAGAAUCUCCCUCCAAAACCACCGACGCCGCCGCCGUGGACUCCCUCCACCGCGCCACCGAAUUCCGGCCAUUCUCCCUCUCUCCCUCUCCCCACAUGCUUUCCUUCCACCUCGCCUGGCUCUCCCUCUUCUCCUGCUUCUUCUCCACCUUCUCCGUCCCUCCCCUCCUCCCCGCCAUCCGCCGCGACCUCCGCCUCUCCGACGCCGAUGUCGGCGCCGCCGGCGCCGGCGCCUUCGCCGGAGCCAUCCUCUCCCGCCUCGCCAUGGGCCCCGCCUGCGACCUCUUCGGCCCCCGCGCCGCCUCCGCCGCCGUCUCCCUCGCCACCGCCCCGGCCGUCCUCUCCCUCGCCUUCGUCUCCUCCCCGGCCGCCUUCGUCGCCGCCCGCUUCCUCAUCGGCCUCUCCCUCGCCAACUUCGUCGCCUGCCAGUUCUGGAUGGCCUCCAUGUUCGCCGGCGACGUCGUCGGCGUCGCCAACGCCGUCGCCGCCGGCUGGGCCAACGUCGGCUCCGGCCUCACCCAGCUCCUCAUGCCCCUGAUCUACUCGGCCCUCACCGUGCGUCUCCCCUCGUCCGCCGCCUGGCGCGCGGCGUUCGCUGUCCCGACCGUUUUCCAGGCCGGGACGGCGAUCCUGGUACUGGCCUUCGGCCAGGACCUUCCCAGCGGAAAAUACCGACGGAUCCGAAAACAUGAUCCGUCGGUAAAUUCCUUAGCGACAGUUUUACUGGGUGGGCUCGGGAAUUACCGAGGGUGGAUUUUAGGGCUGACGUAUGCAUUCUGCUUCGGGGUAGAAUUAACUACGGAUAAUAUUAUUGCGGAAUAUUUCUACAAGAGGUUUGGAGUGGAUAUGGCGGCGGCAGGGGCGAUAGCGGCGAGUUUUGGGCUGGCCAAUGUGGUGUCGCGGCCUGCGGGAGGGAUCGCGUCGGAUGCGAUGGGGCGGAGGUUCGGGAUGAGGGGGCGGUUGUGGAGCUUGUGGGUCGUGAUGACGGUGGCGGGGCUGCUUUGCUUCUGGCUAGGACACGUCGACACCUUGUGGGGUUCGAUUAUGGUGAUGUGUUGCUUCUCGUUUUUUGUGCAAGCGGCUUCAGGGCUUACCUUUGGAGUCGUGCCCUUUGUUUCCACCAGAUAUCUUGGAGUAAUUUCAGGCAUGACAGGCAGUGGUGGAACAAUUGGUGCAGUAUUUACACAAUAUUUGCUAUUUUCAGGCACAAAUAACAUGUCUACACAAAGUGGGAUAUCAAUUAUGGGCUUGAUGAUGAUUAUUUGUGCUCUUCCAAUAACUCUACUUUACUUCCCUAACUCUGGAGGAAUGCUCUGUGGGCCCUCCACACAAAUACAAUCUUAUGAUGAACAAAACGAUCAUCUAGAUCAAUACCAAAACUUGCUCCCAUCUACUACAUGAUUUAUUUGGUGGCACCAAAUUACUAUUGAAUUUGGCAUUCAAUGUUGUUGUUUGUUACAAUAGGAUCAUUUUGUUUGAUAGUUUUUAUAUUGUUACAGUUGUUCUAUGAGCUUUUGUAAAUCAUGGAAUAUAGAAUAAAGUGUGUAGUUAAUUUUGUUGAUAA
Messenger RNA from Salvia hispanica, 1633 nucleotides. It is a transcript of the gene NRT2.7, whose product is annotated as high affinity nitrate transporter 2.7. Gene Ontology annotation, cellular component: membrane. Gene Ontology annotation, biological process: transmembrane transport. NCBI's taxonomy places the organism in Eukaryota, Viridiplantae, Streptophyta, Magnoliopsida, Lamiales, Lamiaceae. The record is from RefSeq and is a predicted model, not a curated record. Gene Ontology annotation, molecular function: nitrate transmembrane transporter activity.